Molecule: messenger RNA, 2133 nt
Organism: Danaus chrysippus (African queen)
Lineage: Eukaryota; Metazoa; Arthropoda; Insecta; Lepidoptera; Nymphalidae
Source: the annotation of a GenBank genome assembly
AUGGAGAAGUCGGCACGACCACGGACGGCUCUGAACGAGUGUGUCAAGGUGGUGGUGAGAUGUCGCCCGCUCUCAGACAAGGAGAGGAACGAGGGCCAUGAUGAGGUGAGGAAGGCUCGUCCCGAACAGAAAUGGUACGAGCGUCUGUCCACCAAGAACUCGGAUUAUAAGAAACUUAGCGCUCCCUUACAGGUGGUGAAGGUGUGGGCGGAGCGCGGCGCGGUGCAGGUCUACAACCCCAAGGGCGAGGAUAAACUGUUCACAUACGACGCCGCGUACGACUGUACAGCAGACACACAGACCAUUUAUGAUGAAAUGGUCCGUCCGCUGGUGGCGUCUGUUUUGGACGGCUUCAACGGCUGUGUGUUUGCGUACGGUCAGACAGGCACAGGGAAGACUCACACUAUGGAGGGCACUCCGCAACACGAGGGCAUCAUCCCGCGUGCCUUCAGACACAUCUGGGCCCACAUCGAGAACACAGCCUCGCCUGACGUCACACAUCUAGUGUCCUGCUCCUAUGUGGAACUUUACCUCGAGGACAUACGAGAUCUACUCUCCAAAGACUGCAAGAAACUCACCAUACGUGGACAGGAGCUGAACGGGUUCUACAUCCCGGAAAUGACGUCAGUGGUGUGCAAAUCCGCGGCGGAGAUGGUGAAGGUGAUGGCGUCCGGGAACAAACAUCGAGCUGCUGCCAGGACCGACAUGAAUGAACAUUCGUCACGAUCACACGCCGUGUUCCUCGUCACGCUGGAGACGGCUCACCGAGCCACCAACAGGAUACGCGUUGGGAAGUUGAACCUUGUGGACCUGGCGGGCAGCGAGAGGCAGAGGAAGACGGGAGCCGGCGCCGAGCGGCUCAGGGAGGCUGCGAGGAUCAACCAGGCGCUCUCUAGCCUAGGGAACGUGAUCUCUGCCCUCGCUGAGAACAGCCCUCACGUGCCCUACAGAGACUCCAAAUUGACUCGGAUCCUGCAGGACUCGCUGGGAGGUAACAGCAAAACGAUAAUGAUAGCGAACAUCGGACCGGCUUCAUACAACUACGACGAGACCAUCACCACACUCAGAUACGCGCAUCGAGCGAAAGCGAUAAAGAACAAGCCGGUGAGGAACGAGGACCCCAAGGACGCGAAGCUGAGGGAGUACCAGGCGGAGAUAGAGAGGCUGAGGACGCUCAUAGAGAGGAGGAGGGCCGCCGAGAAACGGAAGAAGAACAGACCGCAGAGACGGAACAGAGCGGAGUCCGAGGAAGACACGGCCAGUAUAGAGAACGAACAUAUUUUGGCAGAAUCGACCAUAGAACAGGAAAAGAAUAAGACCGAGGAGCUGGAGUCGCAGAUAAAGGCACUGGAGGAGCGACUGGUGCAGGGAGGAGGAGGGAAGGACCUGAUAAACAACUUGAACGAGACGCAGCAGAUACUGGAGCAGAGGAACCUGGAGAUAGCGGAGAGGAAGAAGAGGGAGGUGGAGAUGCAGCAGAAGAUAGACCUGGAGGAGGAGACUACGGCCAUAGUCACCAACACGUUCACCACGCUACAGCAGGAGGUGGACCACAAGACACAGAGGUUAAAGAAAUGUCUGUCGAAGUACGCGUGUCUCCGGGAGGAGGGCGUGGAGCAGCGGGAGGCGCACGACGCGGAGAGACGUGAGCACGAGGCGCUACACGCGGCGCUGCUGGCCGAGCUGCGGAGGAGGCUGCUGCUGGCCGACAGCUUCGUGCCGGAGGCGGGCCGCGCCACCGUGCUGCGGCUGCGGUACAACGACGACACGGACACCUGGGAGCUGCCCGCACACAGCGGGGCCGAGCCGCUCACCGACCGGCCCGUGGCGUCCGGCGCGCGACGACCGACCUGCGCGCUGGCCCUGGCCGCCACCGAGCCGCGCCGCCGCAGCCACAACCUGCUGGACCUGCGCCCGCUGCCGCUGCCUCCCACCGCGCGCCGACACCUGCCGCCGCCCACCCCCGCGCCUGCUCCAGCUCGCGCCCCUCCCGCCCCCCGCACACACGCCCCUCUUAAGUCCGUGGAGGUGGUCGGCCGCAAGGAGUCAGCCGUGGACCGCGGCCGGCUGAGCGCGGCUCGUCCCCGCGCGCCCUCGGCUCACCACCGCCUCGGCACGGCCGGCGUGCGGUAG